Messenger RNA from Tuber melanosporum (Perigord truffle), 3568 nucleotides. RefSeq lists its product as uncharacterized. Bases 1 to 2988 code for a protein of 995 amino acids. Gene Ontology annotation, molecular function: L-leucine binding; oxidoreductase activity, acting on peroxide as acceptor. NCBI's taxonomy places the organism in Eukaryota, Fungi, Ascomycota, Pezizomycetes, Pezizales, Tuberaceae. The record is from RefSeq and is a predicted model, not a curated record. Gene Ontology annotation, biological process: regulation of response to reactive oxygen species; cellular response to L-leucine; negative regulation of TORC1 signaling. The transcript has 2 exons. Gene Ontology annotation, cellular component: nucleus.
AUGGCCAAUUUAUUCCGCCACGGGCUUUUCAAUUGCUUCUUUGAUGAUGAACCCAUUCUAAGGACCAAUGCCCUAAGAAUUCUCGGCUUGGUAGUGGACCAUUGGACCCUAGCAUGGCAAGAUUACCUUAGGACAUCAUCCGGUUCCUCAAUGUCGCCGAGAUUAGCAAGACCACCACUGGUGAGACAGCAAAGCAAUGGCUCUGGAGCAUCACCAGCGCCGCCUUCUUCCAGGAAUAUGUUAAGACGGGAUUCCAGUUUUAAAAUGCACUUUGAGGACGUAUUUGGGGUAGACGGCGAUGAUUCAUCGACAUUGGACCACCUAGGGAGAAAAGACUCGAUAUACAAUUCGUUCUUGCCUUUAACACCCGAGAGGGACGAUGGCUGGACAACCUUAUCUGGGGAUUUCGCCGUAUCUCCAACAGACGCCUCCGGGGGCUUUGCUGAUGGGGCGGUCAGAUUUGGCAAUAAAUGGUUGGCCGAGCUUGAUUUUGCUAAUAGGGACCUCGCGUGGACUGGACACCAGGUGGCCGAUGAAACAUGGGGUGUUGAGGAGAUGAAAACAAAUCUAGAAAAUUUUUAUUCAUGGCUAUUGAGGUUUUCAAUUGAUUGUCCCUUCAAGGAUGUUAGGAAAGAAUGCAGGGCGAUCCUACAAAGAGCAGAGAAAGCCGGUGCACGCUUACCAGAAGUCCCUGUCCGAGGUCCCUCCUUCUUCAUUCCGUUGAAUGAAACCAUUGGACUGAAUUUUGGUCCAUGGACCCCAGCAACCUCAAACCCCAAAUCUCCAACAUCUUUUGACAUUCCGUCCGAAGAUGAAGAGGAUUGCAUCUCGUUCUCUCCCAGAGAAUCCAACGGAAACAUGAGCCCUGCUUCUGGAAUAAUGAUUCCUGAUCCAAAUAAGGGCUCGGCAAACAGAGAGCGUCCCCGUUCAACAUCACGUGGUAGAACUCCGAUCGGUUCUCUCAAUAGAGGUACUCGUCGAACUACCGUCUCGAUUGUCUCCUCACUCUUCCAGACUCCGCCGUCCCCGCCAAAUGGUGUUGGUACGUCCCACAAAGUCAAGAGACGCCAAGCACGUCGACCAAUGCCCAAAUACCUACCUAAGCCCAAGCCACCCAGUGAUGAAGUUAGGGCUCUUCAGGUUAACGCGUAUAUGCGUACUGGCAGGGUUGGUAAUCUCAACAAGAUACUCUUUUUCUUUCCCCGGUUUGCCGAAAUCAAUAGAGAGACCACAGAUCUGUUCCUAUCCGAUGAUUCAGGGAAUGGCCCGUUGCCACAGAAGUGGAGGAUAUACCUUGGAAUCAUCUCAUCGGCAGAGAAAAAGUGUCAAUACUACCUUUCGCUACUUUCGGAGAAAUUUCUCACAGUGCGAGGCGAUAGACAGUGGUUGAAGGGUCUUCAUUACACGCCUCCUAAAUUACAGAGGAUUUCCAAGUUAAAUAUGCUUCUAGCGCACAGACCCUGGACCAUUACUCCAGAUGACAUCAAGGAGCUGGUUCGUGGAGAAGAGGGUGGCAAUAUGGACCCGGAGCAAAGGUGGACCAUGGCGGAAGUUGUGCAAGCAAUAUGUAUUAUGAGUUUCUACCACUCCAAAUCAGCAAUGGCUCUAGCUUGGGCAAUACUACCGGAGGCAGACUUAUUGGGAGGGACAGUGAAAACUAUGGAAAAGUAUACGCCCGUGGCCCCUUUCGGAAGUUUAGCUACCACCUCCAUACCCACCGAACCAAGUGAGAAUUCCGGAUUUGUAAAACGGGAUGAAGAGUCUGGCAAGUCCGGGGUUUGUCGGAAGCGCCAGCAACAGGUGGCGGAGGGUCAAGAGCCCAUGGAAUUGCCUGAGAAAUGGAGAAAGACUCCCAACGGAGGGAUACCAUUUAUAUCAGAUCCAAACAGCCAGACAAGUCCAUUGCUCUCCUCAUCAAAGCCUGUGGAUGUGCCUACUGCCUCGCUUAUUAAGACACAGGCAACAUUAGGAACUGUGAAAGAGAGGGAAAGGCACCACCGCCGCACCAAGAGCCAGAAGCGCAGGAAAUCAUUCGAGGAAUGCGCAGCUAGUGAUGAUGCCCCACCCCCAGCUACAUGCCUCGGUGGGUUUUCUCUAUCCGCUCCAAACAGCUAUGUCCCGUUUUCCAGUCUUUCCAAUGGCAGACCGUUGCCAGCCCAAGCAAGGGAUUUUCUCAUUUCUCCCUCCAGCUCCACAAGUUCUCUCUUCGACACAAGUUUGCUCGGUGACCAAGUCCCCGCCAACAUCAUCGUGGAAGAUUAUGCUCGGUUCCUACACCCAGAGAGUUUGGACCAUGAGCACAAAGACUUUGAUCCAAAUUCGUACGAGUACGAAUUUUUACCUAUGGAAGAGUUUGAAUGGGAACGCAACGCCAGUAGCAUUAUCUCAGAUUAUCUUGAUGGGGUGGUUGAACUGUUGGACCGAUACUUCAAGGAAGCCCAGGAGGCAGACGGAGAAGAGGAUACCCUUUUCAGUGCUGCUGUGGAAACAUUGCCACCGAGAAAGAGACUGAAUGACGAGCCCUCCUCCGGUAGAGGUGACGACAGACCGUCGAGAGCCCCCUGCGAUGGCGAGUUUGACGAUUUGGAUUCUAGUCACGAUCACAAUUUGUCUGAACGCCACGAUCGUAUCGACAGAUCCUUCAAUUCAUCGGGCCGAUCUACCUCUUCUCCGCCCAGAUACGGUUUCGAGCCCCGGUCUUUCAAGGAAGCGGCCUGGUUUUAUAGUCUGAGGUUGUUGGGUAUCCAGAAGGACGACUUUAGAUACAGCGAGAUUAAGGUUCUGCUAGAUAAAGGCGCCAGGCGGUAUCUUAAGAGGAUAUGCGCCCAGCCAGACAUGGUCAGUCUAGCGGAUUGGGCUGGGGUUGGUCAAGGAAUUGGCGUGUUGAAGUGCGAAGAAAAGUGUUUGCUCUCAUUACUUGCGUGUCAAGCGCAAUUUAUGGGAGAAAUGCUUUGGGGGAUAAGGGCUGUCAGUGAGUACAUUGGCUAGUAGUCAGUGAGAUAUAAGUUCCGCCCGAUGUCAAUCUUCCCUUGCGAUUUUUUAUACCUUCUAUAGCAUCAAGGCUAUAGUGGUCUUUUUCUUUCUUUUAAUCACAUUUCUGCCGACCCCGCUUGGGAAACACGGUUAUCGAUGGUCUGUAUUUGGGAGCAUUUUCAUUACCACUCGUCUUAUUUUGUGCGCCUUUUCUUCAUACCGUCUUUUCUUCGCCAUGGAAGAUUGCACGUGUGAAAUUUUUACACUUCAUUACAAAUUCAACACCACAGUGGUAGCCAUCACGGGUUAGGGAGUGAUUGGGUUCUUUCGAGGGGUUUGGGAACCGGUGUUCAUAAGGGCUUGACAUUUAUUUUCUCUUCAUCUUCUAAUCUUCAUACCAGAACUCUACCCACGCCCGUUUCUUCGUUUUUUUACCCCCACCCCCCUCCUUCCACUAUUUCCUAGUUAUAGUCAUUUCUUCCUUUCCAUGGGCCCUUUGGCUAAGCAACUGCGGUUGGGAGUGGCUUGCAUGUUUUUUGCUCACAAACAUUUUUUACCCUUGGUGGGAAUGAAAUCAAAAGUCUUUUCCAUUUAA